Penicillium olsonii is the source of this 2094-nucleotide messenger RNA. Lineage: Eukaryota; Fungi; Ascomycota; Eurotiomycetes; Eurotiales; Aspergillaceae. The record is from the annotation of a GenBank genome assembly.
AUGUCGCCUGUACCAGUCCAAGUCAAUUCCUCCUCCAAGCUGCCAUCCCCCGGGUUCAAUGCCGGUGCGCGACCAUAUCGAUCGCACAAGGUUCGCGCCUGCGAUCUGUGUCGCAAGCGCAAAUCACGAUGCACCGUUGAUAUUCCAGGCCAAUCUUGCCUCUUGUGUCGCGUGCAGGGUGCCGACUGCCACUACCAAGAAGAGGCCAAUGCAGAUACUUCGGUCAUGAGUGCCCCGGAGCAAAAGUCCUGGUCGGGCCCUCCGCCGUUGUCGGGAAUGACAGCGGUGGAAGCCGUGCCGGGACAGAAGCGCAAGCGCAGUCCCGACGACUUUGCCCACUCGGGUCAGAACAUCCCGCCCCGACAACCGAUCAACGGUCCUAGCCCUCAUGGAACGACUUCCUCGAGUGGUCGUCGGGGAAGUGAUGUGCGGCGCAAAGACGAUGACCCUCAGAACGAAUCUGUUCUCAUUGUUGGUCCAAUGGUCGCUGAAGAUGCGCAGGUUAUUGAGAAGCACAUGCCACCGGAACAGAGGAGUCUUUCCGAAGAGCCCAAGAGCCACCCAUAUAACAUUUACUCAAGUGAUCCACGGAAGCCGGUUCUAUACACUACAAUCUCACGACGAAGAAAGGGUAUGCGUAGAGGUACGCCCCCGGGCGAGAAUCAGAAGGAAGUCCUCGAACAAAUACUCGGCCCGUUCAAACAUGAUCUAGUGAGACUGUUCAUUGACCGAUUUAAUGUCUCCUUUCCCAUCUUCGACGGGGAAUCGUUUUGGGAAUCAUACAUUGCCGAGGACCUGCAAGACCCCCCCGCCGCACUCGUAUGCCAGGUCUAUUCCAUGUCUCUUGUCUACUGGAAACAUACACAAAAGCUCUCGUGUCAUCCGAAACCUGAUGUUCGAUAUGCGGUUAAUAUGACGGUUGCUGCGCUGCACGAAGAGUUCUCCGCCCCGGGGUUAGACACAAUCAGCGCGGCACUGAUUGAUCUAACUGGUCGGCCCAUUUUUUCAAUGACUGGAAAUGCCGUUAGUUGUGGUCGGAUGCUGUCAUUGGCGAAUUGUCUUGGUCUGAACCGUGACCCCAACAGCUGGAAGCUCUCACAGGCCGAGAAAGACCAACGAAUACGCCUCUGGUGGGGCGUCGUCAUCCACGACCGUUGGGGAAGUUUUGGUCAUGGCGUACCGCCACAGAUCUCCAAAAACCAAUACGAUGUACCUUUACCUACCGUGGAUGUCAUCGUCCCGGCACAGUUCCGAACCACAGAGCGCGUGAGAGCAGCACAUUGCCAUAUUUACUUAUGUCGAUUGACCGAAACGCUGGGUGAACUAUUGCCUCUGGUUUAUGGCUUGCAACAUAAACCCGCGCGUGAGACAUCAAAAAAGCUCAGACAGAUCCGUACGGAUCUAGAUAUGUGGGAGGAUGCCCUGCCAGAUUGGCUCAGGGGGCCAUCAGUACACCCCGGAGAGCGAAUCUACGGAGCCAGUAGCUUGCAAUUGGCUUUCUUGGCUGUCAAGAUGCUUGUCAGCCGAGUAGAACUAAAUGAGGUCAACAAUUCAGAAACGGAAAACACAGAGGCACGCCGAUAUUUCCAAACUGAGUGCCGACGGUCAGCCGAGGAGAUUGUUUCAUUUAUAACCUCUCUGCGCAAAGACAACUUCAAAGAGUUCUGGUUACCUUACAGCGCCUUCCAUCUCACGUCAACAGCUACUCUACUUAUUCGAUGUGCAUUUGAAACUACCGAUAGCGAGGUUGCACGAUCAUGUCUUGUCAAUGUGGAAACUCUACGUUCGGUUUUGCGACGCGUGCGAGAGGAAGAAGACUGGGAUGUAGCAGACAUGUGCUUAGACCACUGUGAACGCAUCAUGCACCGACUUCCUGGGACCGGCGAAACCAUGGACCAGGCGUUCACUAACAGCAUGGCAGACAAUGGGCUCGUCAACCCUGCUGCGAUUUCGCUUCCGGAGACCCAAACGAACAAUGACAUUGUGGAUGACAUGAUGUCAAUUUCCAAUACCUUCGGGACCAUGGACGGUUUCCCCUUCGACAUGACUGGAAUAUGGGAUGUCUCCGUCUUCCAGGACGUGAACCUCACAUGA